CACUGUGGCGUGACCGUUUUUGAGGGUGAAGCAAAAAGUAUUGGCAUUUUUAGAAUCCAUAACAGGAACAAAAAAUAUGCCAAAGUUAGCACUAAACUACUAGUAAACGUGUGAGGACAGCAUCCUCUUAACUUUAAUAGAUGUACACAGUGCAAUGUGAUGUCAUAUGCAGCGUCGAUGUUUAGCAAAUCACAAACGUACGAGACAUGGUACUUGUAAUCGUGUUGAUCGAGGAGUGCUUAAGAAAAUAAGAUUUACAUGCUUUUACGGAUUUUAUGUAACGUACAUCUCAGAACGACGUGAACUUGGGUACAUGAGAUUCAAUAUGGAGAAAUACAUUUCCACAUGCUCGUAUUUGAAUCUACACGAUUUGGACCCAAAUUUUCAAGUUCCAUUGAUCCAUUAGUCAGCUGUUUAUCUGAUGGCAGUCUUAGGACUAUAUGUCCUGUCCUCCUCGUCAUGGGUCAGUUUUGGAGUGGUCGCAAUCCUCUUCUACAUCCUUCUCAGAUUGACCCUAGCCUAUAUGAACUACCUGACCUGGGCCCACUACUACAAAGACCUCCCAGGGGAUCCUUGCCCUAGCAAACUUCUAGGGCAUCUGCUGAUGUAUCCUGGCCCCAAUGAGAAGGGUUUGAAAUUCCAGAUGGAGCGAUGUGACAAGUACCCGAUGUUUCACCUGCUAUGGAUCAGUUUUAGACCUGUACUGAUUGUCCACCAUCCAGACACAGUCAAAGUACUUUUGAAAUCUGUAGAACCCAAGCCCCGACAGAUGGGUACAGUGUACAUCAUGGGUCUGGACUGGUUGGGGGAAGGCCUACUGAUUGCCAAUGGAGAGAAAUGGGCUCGGAACCGCAGACUCCUCACUCCAGCAUUCCACUUUGAUAUUCUACAAUCUUACAUAGCUCUCAAAAACAAGGCUGCCAUAGUUUUAUCGGCGGAUCAAGCAAUGAAACAACCCCCCUCCCCCUUUACCCCAGAGAGAAAUGUAUUUCAAAAUGAACAGAGCAAUGCUUACUUGGACAAGAUAGAUAAGCAGGUGGAGGCUGGGAGAAGCUUUGAAUUGUUUUCUUACGUGGGACUGGCUUCGUUAGAUAUCAUACUGCAGUGUGCUUUCUCCUACAACAGUAAUUGUCAACAGAUAGGGGACACCCACCCUUACGUCCAUGCAGUCAACUUGCUGUCAGAUAUCUGGGUGGCAAGAUCAUUAAAGCCUUGGUUUUAUUCAGACAUGCUGUUCUACAUGUCACCCAGUGGACGGGAGUUCAAAAGAAACUGUGAUUAUGUGCAUAAAGUGGCAGAGGACAUUAUUGAGAAACGGAGAUUAAGUUUGAAAGAAGAUGGUACAAAUCCAAAAUCUCGCCACCUCGACUUUCUGGACAUUUUAUUGACGGCUAAAGACGAAAAUGACCAAGGCUUGACCUCGCUGGAGAUCAGGAAUGAAGUGGACACAUUUCUGUUUGAAGGUCAUGAUACGACUACAAGUGGCAUGUGCUGGACUCUGUAUUUACUAGCCAAACAUCCAGAACAUCAGCGUCGGUGUCAGAUGGAGAUUGACGAACUCCUGAAGGGUCGAGAAAAUGCAGACCUGGAAUGGUCAGAUCUAGCUAAGUUAAGUUACCUGACACAGUGCAUUAAGGAGAGUAUGCGCAUGUACCCUCCAGUGACCUUUGUACAGCGGGUCACUACCAAGGAUACCAUGCUGGACGGUCACCCCAUUCCUUCAGGGACAACCAUUGGAAUCCAGAUUUAUAACCUUCAUCAUAACAAAGCAGUCUGGGAUGACCCCUACACUUAUAAACCAGAGAGGUUCUCGUCAGAGAAGGAAAGGAAUGAAAAGAAUGAGACGUUUGCUUUUGUUCCAUUUUCUGCAGGACCCAGAAAUUGCAUUGGUCAACAUUUUGCAAUGAAUGAAAUGAAAAUCAUUCUGACUCAUAUUUUAAGAAGGUAUGAAUUAAGUGUGGAUCCUGACCAUGAGGUGAACAUUAAGAUUGGGGUUGUCUUGAGAACCAAAGACGGAAUAAAAGUCAAAGCAAAGAGGAGACAUGUCAUUUCUUAAAGAUCUAAAGAGACAGCAAGCAAUUAUUACUUUAAAGGAAAGUUUAUCAAAUAGGACUAUCAUGAUGAUUCAUAAAUUGUAAUUCCAUAGCAUACCAUUCCAUUUCCAUUCCAUUAUGCUCCUUGAAUCCGGUAGUUGUGAUUGCUAGUCUGUGAAUGUUAUACUCUUAUUUACAUGUAUUGAUUCCAAAUACGCAGGGCUUUUUUGUUUAUUUAUUUAUUACAUACCGGUACAUGACAGUGAUUUUCAAAUGAUUUUUUUUUAUGUAUAGAUAUAUAACAAAAUAUUUUACAGUUUAUAUGCACUUAAUGAAAAAAGAAACUUAUCAACUUAGAGAUUUUAAUGUCUUGCCAGAAACUGCAAUAUGAUUAAUAGACAUAUAUUUGUAUAUGUACAUGCAUAAGGGAUGCACCUUACCUGUGAUAACCAUAAUGUGUGCCAUAGAGUAAGAGUGCAGCUUAAUGGCAAUGCUAAUGCGUCAUCUAGAAAUGUGACCUUUUACAUGUAAUUUAUGCUGAACAACUAUUGGUACUCAUGUAUAACAACUAUUUGUACUCGUUUAUAACAACCAUUGGUACUCGUUUAUAACAGAUUGGUACUCGUUUAUAACAACUAUUGGUAAUUAUUAUAUGAAGAGGAUAACGUGAAAAUCUUUUUACAGUAAAUAUUUAAUGUUAUAGUAAAAAUAUGUCGUGGAUAUAUUUUCUGGGGAAUAUUCUUUGUCAUAGUCAUGGUAUUAUUGAGAAAUCUAGAACUUGUAUAUUUUGCAUUUUUAGAAUGUUUAGUACCUCACUUCAAACAUUCUGCCUCGUUUUGGUUACUCACAUUUCAAACAAGGUGCACAUAGUUCAGACACACACCUGCGUUGCUAGAUGAAUAGGAUACUUGUGAUGACAUUAUUUUAUAAGAGAUCAAAUUUCAGAGCUUAUGAAUUCCAUAGUUAGUAAAGUACAUUAUACCUGUCUUCGUUAGUGUAGAGAACAAACAUAAUUUGUGCGGAAAGUUUUGCUAAGUAUAUAUGUUUUAGAAAAGAACAAUGGAGAUGUUUUCAAGAAAUUUACCCCGUAUUCUCUCUCUCUCUCUCUCUCUCUCUCAUGCAUUGAAAAAAAUGUUUUGCUUCAAAUUUACUUUAACUAUUAUUGCUAUUGUAGAACAAUGAGUUGAUUUAAGUUCACCCGGCCCAGCUAUAAUGAUUAGGAGAAAAUUUACUUGAAAUGCAUUUCCCUCUGUACAGUACCAUUGAAGUGAACUGUUAUAUUUACAGCAACACUUGACACAUCGUCGGAUGCCCACAGUAAUCUCGUUUGGUACUCAUCAAAUUAACUUUGAUUCCUUGAUUUGCCAUCGCGAUUCUGUGCAGCAGCCAAUCAAAUGAUCCGCGCAUAUUAAUUACAUGUACAUACGAUGAUUUUUCGACGAGUUUGCCCACGGGUGAUGAGUAAAAGACGAUAUCACCCGUGGGUAUCCGACGAUGCACUUGAUACUGGUCUUAUGAAUUUUAUCACUGGCUGAGAUUAAAAGAAAACUUUAUGUAGAUACAUGUAAGGUCCUCUCUCAAUUUACAUGUUAACGUUUGUAUAGUCUGGAAAACGAAUAAAUUUGCAUAACCAGCAAUGAUCAUAUCCAUUGUGCCAAAUACCAUAUAAUGAUAUGCAAAUGUUAUUUGAUUAAAUAAUUUCAAUUGC
Ostrea edulis (European flat oyster) is the source of this 3741-nucleotide messenger RNA. Its product is annotated as ultra-long-chain fatty acid omega-hydroxylase-like. Gene Ontology annotation, molecular function: oxidoreductase activity, acting on paired donors, with incorporation or reduction of molecular oxygen; iron ion binding; heme binding. Lineage: Eukaryota; Metazoa; Mollusca; Bivalvia; Ostreida; Ostreidae. The transcript has 14 exons. The record is from RefSeq and is a predicted model, not a curated record. Bases 422 to 2056 code for a protein of 544 amino acids.